This is a messenger RNA of Iphiclides podalirius (scarce swallowtail), 1479 nucleotides long. The record is from the annotation of a GenBank genome assembly. NCBI's taxonomy places the organism in Eukaryota, Metazoa, Arthropoda, Insecta, Lepidoptera, Papilionidae.
AUGCCUUUCAAACCUGUAGACAACCCGAAGUGUCCGAAAUGCGGCAAGUCCGUGUACGCGGCGGAAGAGCGUGUCGCUGGGGGACUUAAGUGGCACAAGAUGUGCUUUAAAUGCGGUUUGUGCCAGAAAUUGCUGGAUUCCACCAACUGCUCGGAGCACGAGGGUGAACUGUAUUGCAAAGUUUGCCACGCGCGCAAAUUCGGACCCAAAGGCUACGGCUUCGGCGGUGGCGCUGGGUGCCUGUCCAUGGACACUGGCGACCACCUGAAGGGAGAGAACGCGGGCGUAAGGACCAAUGGAGCCUGUUUAGAACCGCGCGUUAUAGCGAAGGCACCGCCCGGCGAGGGCUGCCCCCGCUGCGGCGGCUUCGUCUACGCUGCCGAGCAAAUGUUAGCUCGCGGAAGGGCGUGGCACAAGGAGUGCUUCAAAUGCGGCGACUGCUUAAAACGACUGGACUCCACAAACUGUUGCGAAGGGCCGGACAAAGAUAUUUACUGCAAAGUUUGUUAUGCAAAGAAGUUCGGUCCCAAGGGUUAUGGAUACGGAAAAGGAGCCGGUGUUCUACAGAGCGACCCUUACGCUAAUGGGGACCAUGCUCCUAAAACAACGGUAGUCGACACUGCUGCCAUUCAAGCCCCGCCUGGAAAGGGUUGUCCGCGUUGCGGUGGCGUUGUUUACGCUGCGGAACAGGUCUUGGCCAAAGGACGCGAAUGGCAUCGCAAAUGCUUCAAGUGUCGCGACUGCACGAAGACCCUUGAUUCGAUCAUCGCUUGCGACGGUCCCGACUCUGAGGUAUACUGUAAAACCUGCUACGGGAAGAAAUGGGGACCGCAUGGUUACGGGUUCGCGUGCGGCUCUGGCUUCUUACAAACUGACGGCCUAAGCGAGGAAGAGAUCUCUGCUAACCGUCCAUACUACAACCCGGACACCACCAGCAUCAAGGCUCCUAAGGGCCAAGGCUGUCCACGCUGCGGUGGCAUGGUGUUCGCCGCUGAGCAACAACUCGCUAAAGGAACUAUGUGGCACAAGAAAUGCUUUAAUUGUGCUGAGUGUCACCGUCCCUUGGACUCUAUGUUGGCUUGUGAUGGCCCUGACAAGGAAAUUCACUGCCGUUCAUGUUACGCUAAACUGUUCGGACCCAGAGGCUUUGGUUAUGGCCAUGCUCCAACUCUGGUGUCCACAGAUUCCGAGCCCACCAUCACAUACACUGAACAACUUCCUUUCACUGGACAAAAGGCAGCUAAAGGAAAAGGCUGCCCACGCUGUGGAUUCCCAGUAUAUGCUGCGGAACAGAUGCAUUCUAAGAAUGGCACAUGGCACAGAAGAUGCUUCUCAUGCGCGGAGUGCCACAAGUCUCUUGAUUCUACCAACCUGAACGAUGGUCCCAAUGGCGAAAUUUACUGCCGCAGCUGCUAUGGCCGCAACUUCGGACCUAAGGGAGUUGGGUUCGGAAUGGGCGCAGGCACAUUAACCAUGGCU